Messenger RNA from Acanthaster planci (crown-of-thorns starfish), 432 nucleotides. RefSeq lists its product as uncharacterized. Lineage: Eukaryota; Metazoa; Echinodermata; Asteroidea; Valvatida; Acanthasteridae. The record is from RefSeq and is a predicted model, not a curated record.
AUGACUCAUGCGUACAGCUGCACCCGCAAUGAGACGACCGGUCACGCCCCCUUCUACUUGAUGUUCGGGUGCCAUCUGAAUUUACCAAUCAACCUUAUGUUUGGGUUUGCCCCGGACAACCAGAAGGAUUCUUUAUCAUACGACAAGUUCGUUGAUAACCUGCGAGAACAUCUCAGAUCCUCAUACAGAGCAGCACAGAACAUUAUUGACAGGCCGCGAGUUAAGCAGAAGCAGCUUUAUGACCGGGAAUCACACAACGCCCCUCCCAUUCCUGGUGAUCAUGUUCUUGUGCUGCGCAAACACAUCACAGGCACACAGAAACUAGCUGACAGAUGGGAGCCACAACCUUAUGUUGUCGUCUCGAAGCAUGGAAACUUGCCUGUCUACAUCGUUGCCAGUCAGGAAACCGGCAAGGAGAGAACGCUACACUGA